Messenger RNA from Drosophila erecta, 732 nucleotides. RefSeq lists its product as uncharacterized. The record is from RefSeq and is a predicted model, not a curated record. The transcript has a single exon. NCBI's taxonomy places the organism in Eukaryota, Metazoa, Arthropoda, Insecta, Diptera, Drosophilidae. The coding region runs from base 77 to 655 and encodes 192 amino acids.
UUCUGACGAACUCGUACAAAUUCAAAUUAUUAUAUUAAACAGUGAAAAAGAUAGGUUAUAGUUUAAUAUCUUUAGAAUGGGUAACGAAGAUUUAUUGGACUUUACUAACCUAAUCAGCUGCAAGGGCAGAAAUCCGGAAUUAACGCUGCCCAACAUCCUUCCCAUUAAGGAUAUCAACGCCUUCAUGACCGAACCCAAAAACUUCAACGUAGCCAUCGAUGACUUAAUCAAACGCCAGGAAGUAAAUGCACAGCAAUGUCGCAAGGUACUUCAAGUCCUAAAGGAGCGGCUUAGUCUGAAGAUUUCAACGAUGCAAAAGCUCAAGAAGGAUCUGCAGGAUUUGCAUUCGGAGAUCAAACAGCCCGGAGCAGACACUCGUUUUGUGACCAACCAUGAGAAAGUUAAGGUGCAUUUCCUGGACGAGACGGAAGUCAGCGAACACGAAGUGUCCGUCGCCCUGGAACGUUGCAAUAUAAAAAUGAGCUCGAUCUAUUGCGAAAUCCUGGCCUUGGACAGCGAUAUGGGCAGUGUUGUCUACUUGGAGCGGGUCUCCCAGAUCAACAUAGAGUAUAUAAAGCAUUGGUAUAAUACUGAGAAGCAGAAUAAGAAAAGAAAGUCCCUUUCCGCUGGCAAUGGCCUCAAACCAACUAUUUAACUGGUUCCCUUUUUGUUUUGUAUGUAUGUUUUACUCAAUCGCAAUGACUUUUGCACUGUUCUGCGUAAUAAAUUUGU